This is a messenger RNA of Botrytis byssoidea, 1278 nucleotides long. RefSeq lists its product as uncharacterized. NCBI's taxonomy places the organism in Eukaryota, Fungi, Ascomycota, Leotiomycetes, Helotiales, Sclerotiniaceae. The coding region runs from base 91 to 1278 and encodes 395 amino acids. The transcript is spliced from 3 exons. The record is from RefSeq and is a predicted model, not a curated record.
UAUUGAGAAACAUAUUUACCAUCGUCGCCACCGUCUCGACAAACUUGUGGCUCUUACCGGUAGGCACAUCUAUGGGUCCAUGCAGAUACCAUGGGGUUAAGGGACAAAUUCCAACGAGUAAAGGACUCUCUACGUAGGGAGCCCACCAGAAACAAUUCUCGUCACUCACCAGGUGUUGUCAAGCAGCUUGUAGAAUCCACCAUUACAUCUGCUUCUCCGUCAACGUCUACUUCCACGAGUCUACUGGGAGCUACUAAUAAUGCCGCUGAUGUCACUGCGGGAGUUCAAUCUUCACGCGAUCCGGAAUCCGCAACGAACAUCCCAAUUGUCCGAACCAAAUCCCAUGGGACCAAGCAAUUGGACAAGUCGGAGGAUCUUUGGCUGCAAGCCUGUGACAUUUUAAAAUUCCAGGAGCCGGAAUUGAUGGACGAUUACUCUCGAAUUCUUGUCCGUGAAGCAGAUACAACGCCUGGGAGCAGCUCUAUACAGGAUGUGCCAAUAUCCAAUGACACAUUAAUAAAAUUGAUGAAAACAAAGCUGGACGGAUUUACAAUUCUCUCAAGUCGAUCUGGGGAUAAGAUUGAAAAAGUCGUCAAAGUUGUGAUAGCAGCCAAGACUUUUAUUGGGUCUACUCUUGAGAGUGAGCCACAUGCUGCUAUAGCUUGGGCUGGUGUCUCCAUGUUUCUCCCUCUUUUAAUCAAUCCCAUCACAGAGAAAGCGGGCUGUCGUGAAGGGCUAGAAAAGAUCCCACCACUCAUUGAUCGAUAUGCUCUCCUUGAGGACUCUAUCCGGGACCCAACAAGUACCAAUGAGCAUCGGAGCAGUGCUGUAAUGUUGCAGCUAAGGAAAGCCAUAAUUCAACUAUACACCAAAAUCUUACUUUAUGAAGCUCGAGCAAUCGUCCAAUUUUGCGGGAACUCCAUCACCGGAUAUUUUCGAGAUGCCUUGAAACUUAAUGACUGGACAACUAUGUUUAAGGAAAUGAAUGAGCUUGAUCACCAAUGUAGAGAUUUGAUCCAUGCCAUUGAUCGUGAUUUAAACCGGAGAACAGUUGAAAAGCAACAGACCCUGCUAGCUAAGACGUUAGAUGAGUCAAAAUCUUCACAGGAAGCCAGAGAUCACCAGGAGUGCUUUCCGUCCUUUCGAAAUGGAAAUUUGUAUGAACUGCAAAAAAAUCAAAAUCCCUCUCGCAUCCCAGGAACUUGCAAAUGGGUCCUUGAGCACCCCACAUUCAUCAAUUGGAAAGAAGGAAAUGGGCCUGGUGUUCUCUGGAUCUAG